UAGAUUUCGCGUUUCAUCGCCUUCUUCACUUCUCCAGAGCUUAAUAAAAGAGUAAGAAAGUAUCCUUUCUUUUUCCUGUUGAAAACCAGGGUCUCAUCCUGCAAACCUCUUGCUCGUUAUAACUCUUUCCUCUGCCCAAACGUCUUGAUUCAUGAAUGGAGAUUGGAGAUAGUAUCUAGACUGGAAAAGAAAAGAUACGGAGCCCUUUAGGCCUGUUUAGUCAUUAGUGUACGCAAGAAGCGAACUUUGUUUGUGGGCAAUUCCAUUUUUCGAGUUCACUUGAUCAAAAAGUUGAUGUGUUUUGUCUUUGCCUUUGCUAGUAGAGCCCAUUGUAUUGUCUCAGACAGAUUAAAGGGUGCAUUUAUUGGUGGAUAGCCAUAGAUUGGAAGAGUGGUGAAAGAAAGAUCUCUGCUGGUGAAAAUUGUUGAAGGGCAUUUACUACUUUCCUGGCUGGUCUCUGACUGACCUUGGAAAACAACUUUCUGAGAAGUAGUGACCGCCGACUGAAAUCUGUACAAAUAAUACAGCACUGACCUCUGCCACUGUCCUAGAAAAAGCUGUAUUUACAGGACUUAUUUGGCCUAAAGUGGUGAUACACCCCUCCAAGAGCUGAAGAGUUUCAGAGAAGGGAAAAAGCAAUGGUGCCACAGAAACAAGCUGAAGAAGCUAUUGUCGCUGGGGACGUAAGUGUGAAUGACGGAACUGACGGAGGAGAGGAAGGAAGAGUAGAUCAUGAGCCUAUCCAUAGGUUCAAAAGCUUAUUCUGGCAUGGAGGCUCUGUUUAUGAUGCUUGGUUCAGCUGCGCCUCAAAUCAGGUGGCACAGGUUCUAUUGACUUUGCCAUACUCUUUCUCCCAACUGGGAAUGCUUUCAGGAGUUAUUCUGCAGGUAUUUUAUGGUUUGUUAGGCAGCUGGACUGCUUAUCUGAUCAGUGUCCUCUAUGUUGAGUACCGGACCAGAAAGGAGAAGGAGAAUGUCAGCUUCAAAAACCAUGUUAUUCAGUGGUACGAGGUGUUGGAUGGUUUAUUGGGUCCACAAUGGAAAGCUGUUGGAUUAGCUUUUAAUUGCACUUUCCUCCUGUUUGGUUCUGUUAUACAGCUUAUAGCUUGUGCAAGCAAUAUAUAUUACAUUAAUGAUCGAUUGGACAAGAGAACAUGGACAUACAUAUUUGGGGCGUGUUGUGCAACUACCGUGUUCAUCCCCUCGUUUCACAACUACAGGAUUUGGUCAUUUUUGGGUCUGGGCAUGACCACUUUUACUGCAUGGUACCUGGCUAUUGCGGCCCUUAUUCAUGGCCAGGUUGAUGGGGUAAAACAUUCUGGCCCAACAAAACUGGUAUUGUAUUUUACUGGUGCCACCAACGUACUUUACACUUUCGGUGGUCAUGCUGUCACUGUGGAGAUCAUGCAUGCAAUGUGGAAGCCGCGGAAAUUCAAGUACGUGUAUCUGUUUGCGACCAUCUACGUCUUCACACUAACAAUUCCAUCGGCUGCUGCUGUUUAUUGGGCCUUUGGUGACCAGCUCCUUGACCAUGCAAAUGCCUUCUCACUACUUCCUCGCACUGGUUUUCGUGAUGCAGCUGUUAUUCUAAUGCUAAUCCAUCAGUUCAUAACAUUUGGAUUUGCUUGCACCCCUCUGUAUUUUGUGUGGGAAAAAGUGGUAAGGAUGCACGACACAAAAAGCAUGUUUAAGGGCAUUGGUCAGGAUACCGUGGUAAUACCAAUUUGGUUCCUGGCCAUAAUAUUUCCCUUCUUUGGGCCAAUCAAUUCAGCUGUGGGAGCACUUUUAGUCAGCUUCACCGUCUACAUUAUCCCUUCUCUUGCACAUAUGCUUACUUACCGAAAGGCCUCAGCGCGGCAGAAUGCUGCAGAAAAGCCACCAUUCUUCCUACCGAGCUGGACCGCCAUGUUUGUUUUGAACACAUUCGUGGUGGGAUGGGUUUUCGUGGUUGGAUUUGGAUUCGGAGGGUGGGCAAGCAUGAGCAACUUCAUCAAUCAGGUUGAUUCAUUUGGUCUGUUUGCGAAAUGCUAUCAGUGCAAGCCUCCUGCACAUCAUCACUGAGUCGGGAUGCAAUUAGCAUCAUACUAACCACCUCGCAAUGUCCACUUGUGUGCGGUGUGCUGUUGUUUCUCCCAAUAUUUUUGUUCAGCAUAUAUAUGAUCGAUGCACUAGUCUCUAGUACUGGAUGCUUGUUGAUAAUUUUUUAGGCUCAAACGCAAAAUAGCCAAGUCUCUAUUAGUAGUAAUAUCAUCAUUUAUCACAUAGUAUGUAAUAGAUUUUGUUAAAUUCUGAAGCUUGUACGACUAGGUUCUACAGG
Coffea eugenioides is the source of this 2316-nucleotide messenger RNA. Its product is annotated as auxin transporter-like protein 2. The coding region runs from base 639 to 2060 and encodes 473 amino acids. Gene Ontology annotation, cellular component: plasma membrane. The record is from RefSeq and is a predicted model, not a curated record. The transcript is spliced from 10 exons. Lineage: Eukaryota; Viridiplantae; Streptophyta; Magnoliopsida; Gentianales; Rubiaceae.